AGACGAAAGUGGAUGCGUGGACGUCGUACGACCACCCAAUCAACGGCCAAUAUCCAUUCCCGCACUCCCAAUCCAUCCUGACCGUCCGUUCAAAAUCCACCGCCGCAACAAAGCGCGGGAAACCGAACCGCGCCACUAUAUAAGAGUGGCAGCGCCACCAACGGUCGCGUUCGAACAAGUGUGUAAUCUCUCAGUUCCAUUCCACUUCCAGCCAGCGGGAGCCAAGAGAAGAAAUUUGCUGGCUUUUUAGGGUUUCGGCCUCUCUCGAUGGCGCCGAAGAAGCGAACAGCGAAGCAAGAAGAUGAGCCGGCGGCGGCGGCGGCGGCGGCAGCCAAGCCUGCUCCGACGUCAUCGAGGGUAACCCGGAGUUCGGCCCGGCUGGCGGCGAACUCGAAGGCCGGUGGGCCUGUGCCGGAGUUGCCGGUGAGGAAGAAGCCGAAGCGUGCUCAGAAGGAAAAUGGGAAGCCGGAGGCGGAGGAGGUCGAGACUGAGAAAGAGGAAGUGGAAGUUGGUGCUGCUUCGGAGAAACUUGGCGGCGAGGAUGCGAUGAACAGAACCGUUGUGAUUGAACAUUGCAAACAGUGCCAAUCGUUCAAGAAAAGGGCCAUCGAGGUGCAGAAUGGUCUAGAGACUGGUGUUCCUGGCAUCACUGUGCUGGUCAACCCUGAUAAGCCAAGAAGAGGAUGCUUUGAAAUACGGAGUGGAGGUGGCGAGAAGUUUAUCAGCCUUCUGGACAUGAAGCGACCGUUUACUCGUAUGAAGGAGCUCGACAUGGGGAAAGUAAUUUCGAAUAUUGUUGAGAAGAUAAAAGGAUGACGAGAGGCAUUGACGACAAACUUACCCUUCCUUUAGGAAUGGAUGUAAUGUUGUUUUUUUGUGGUGGUUUGAAGCUAAAGCAAGCAGAGUCGCUUUGAUGGUGGGAACUUAGCAAAUGAUCAUUGCCAAUGACAAUGUUCACUUUGGCUUGUAAAGGUAAAGCCAUCAGGUUUGCACAAACAUGGUGGAUUUGAUUGUUUUGGUUUAAGCUUCAAAAAAUGAA
Messenger RNA from Momordica charantia (bitter melon), 1039 nucleotides. RefSeq lists its product as uncharacterized. The record is from RefSeq and is a predicted model, not a curated record. Lineage: Eukaryota; Viridiplantae; Streptophyta; Magnoliopsida; Cucurbitales; Cucurbitaceae. Gene Ontology annotation, cellular component: Golgi apparatus.